Messenger RNA from Beta vulgaris subsp. vulgaris (sugar beet), 1427 nucleotides. Its product is annotated as malate dehydrogenase, mitochondrial. The record is from RefSeq and is a predicted model, not a curated record. Gene Ontology annotation, biological process: malate metabolic process; tricarboxylic acid cycle. Gene Ontology annotation, molecular function: L-malate dehydrogenase (NAD+) activity. Gene Ontology annotation, cellular component: mitochondrion; cytoplasm. NCBI's taxonomy places the organism in Eukaryota, Viridiplantae, Streptophyta, Magnoliopsida, Caryophyllales, Amaranthaceae.
GAAAAAUAAAAAAAUCACAACCCUUUUCUUCAUCUUUCCUCAUAUCUCACAUAAAACCCCCUUAAAACUCUCCCAUUUCUCUCGCCUCCUUCUAUCUCUCACUUUCUCUCUCCUCCAUUUCCAAUUUUCAUUUCCAAAUUGUUCGUAAAAAUGAGGACCCAAAUGUUGAGAUCUAUGCAAUCUGCAGUUCGAAGGUGCAAUUACGCAGCACCUGCAUCUGCAUCUGCACCUCGCACUUUUACAUCAUCUUCAGGUCCUAAUCCUGAGCGCAAAGUUACAGUUUUAGGUGCAGCUGGUGGGAUCGGACAACCUCUUUCUAUGUUGAUGAAACUUAAUCCACUUGUAUCCACUCUUUCCCUCUACGAUCUUGCCGGUACUCCAGGUGUCGAUUGCAGCCAUGUCAACACCCGUGCUCAGGUCUUUGGUUAUGCUGGGGACAAUGACAUGGGAGAGGCACUAGAGGGAUCAGAUGUUGUUAUAAUUCCUGCUGGUGUUCCUAGGAAGCCUGGUAUGACCCGUGAUGAUCUCUUUAAUAUCAAUGCGGGUAUUGUGAAAAACCUCUGCAAUGCUGUUGCCAAGCACUGCCCUAAUGCUCUUGUCGCCAUGAUUAGCAACCCUGUGAAUUCAACAGUGCCUAUUGCCUCUGAGGUUUUCAAGAAAGCUGGAACAUAUGAUCCCAAGAGGUUGUUUGGUGUGACAACUUUGGAUGUGGUUAGAGCUAAGACUUUCUAUGCUUCAAAGGCUGGUGUGCCAGUUGAAGGGGUUAAUGUGCCUGUUGUUGGAGGACACGCUGGCAUAACCAUUCUACCAUUGUUUUCUCAGGCUGUCCCACAAGCCAAUCUCUCAGAACAAGACAUUGAAGCUCUUACAAAGAGAACACAAGAUGGAGGAACAGAGGUUGUGAAUGCAAAGGCUGGAAAGGGUUCAGCAACAUUGUCUAUGGCAUAUGCUGGAGCCAUUUUUGCAGAUGCCUGCUUAAAGGGACUCAAUGGUGUCCCAGAUGUUGUGGAGUGUACUUUUGUAGAGUCACAAGUCACAGAAUUACCGUUCUUUGCUUCUAAGGUGAGAUUGGGAAAGAAUGGAGUGGAAGAAAUCUAUGGAUUGGGAUCCUUGUCUAAAUAUGAGGAAGAAUGUCUGGACAAACUCAAGCCUGAGCUUUUAUCUUCCAUCCAAAAAGGGAUUGAGUUCGCCAACAAGAAUUAAGAUUUGUGAGAAUACGCCUCUUGCAUAGAGGUUAAUACAGGUUUUUAGGAAUUGAAGUAUUUCAGAUUUUAGCUAGUUCUGGCACUCUAAACCUUACAAUUUUGCUAAUUCCCAUGUUGUAUGAGUGGCGCUAUUUGAAAUUCUCUGAAAAUGCUCUGCCGUUUUUGGGUCGGCUGGAUUCAUAUGUUAAUAAAAUCUGUGAACCUUUCCGUUUGCUGGUUGCA